Molecule: messenger RNA, 1218 nt
Organism: Oldenlandia corymbosa var. corymbosa
Lineage: Eukaryota; Viridiplantae; Streptophyta; Magnoliopsida; Gentianales; Rubiaceae
Source: the annotation of a GenBank genome assembly
AUUACAAGCUGGCAAUCCAUCCGGAAAAGUAUCAACCAAUCAGAGAAGAGAAUGUAUCUCUCGGCCUCUCCUAUAUAUAUAGUCGUCCUGAUCCCGUACCAUAAAGCACUCUACUUUCCGAGAAGAUAUUUCUGCAUCCACCACUCAUUUCUUACUUCCAAAUCCUCUCAAUUUUCGAAGUCCAGAUCUUUAACUUUGCUAGAAUGGCUUCAACCGGAGCAACCAAGUCUACCGGCGGUGGGAGAGGCAAAGCAAAAGCUGCGAAAUCGGUGUCCAGAUCUUCAAAGGCAGGGCUUCAAUUCCCGGUGGGUCGGAUUGCCCGUUUCUUGAAGAAAGGGCGAUAUGCUCAGCGGGUGGGAUCUGGUUCACCUGUUUACCUCUCCGCUGUUCUUGAAUACCUUGCUGCUGAGGUGUUGGAACUUGCUGGGAAUGCUGCGAGAGAUAACAAGAGGAACAGGAUUAUUCCAAGGCAUAUUCAGUUGGCAGUGAGGAACGAUGAGGAACUAAGCAAGUUGCUGGGGGGCGUCACCAUCGCCAACGGUGGGGUUUUGCCCAACAUUCACCAGAAUCUGCUGCCGAGGAAGUCCGGCAAAGAUGGGAAGCCGGAGAUUGGAUCUAUGUCUCAGGAGUUUUAAGGCUGUGAAGAAAAAGAACAGAGUAAUAGGGAUAACUGUUUGUUUUUUAUUUUGGGUUUGGUGAUAAUUUAAUGGCUUAUUAAACGGAGCAAGUGACUAGUAUGAAGUAGGAUUAUGCUUUUCGUUAGUCUGGUAUUAUAUUAGUGGUAGCUUUUUUGUGGAUAUGUUGAAGCUCUGUUUUUCUCUACUGGGAUAUUUGGUUCUGGAAAAAGUUGCUUAUCAAUGCAAAUGGAUGCUUUAGUGCUAUAUCUUCACUGUGCUGAUUUUUUAUUCCUCGAUUUUAUUUUGGGCUUGCUUUCUGGUGUGCAUAAUUUAGUUUAGUACACAAUUUUUGUAGAUUUGAUUUUUAUCAAUGAUGGCAACCUUUUUGGGUAAGUUUGCUUAAAUUUUUAUCAGCUCUCCCAAUAAAAAAAGGCGUUUUAUCCAAACGAAUAUCCCAAAUCUAAAGAUCUUAUUUAAUUAGUUCACUGUCGAUACUGUAAAUCCUAUCUCCAAUGAAACUUCUGUUUUAUCCAUUGGUUUGUUCAAGCUUUAAGUAGGCAGGUUUUCUGGCCCUCCUCUGCAAUAAAAUACAGGUGCGAAC